Messenger RNA from Cimex lectularius (bed bug), 1904 nucleotides. RefSeq names its product pickpocket protein 28-like. Gene Ontology annotation, biological process: sodium ion transmembrane transport. Gene Ontology annotation, molecular function: ligand-gated sodium channel activity. The record is from RefSeq and is a predicted model, not a curated record. Gene Ontology annotation, cellular component: membrane. NCBI's taxonomy places the organism in Eukaryota, Metazoa, Arthropoda, Insecta, Hemiptera, Cimicidae. The transcript is spliced from 12 exons. Bases 124 to 1752 code for a protein of 542 amino acids.
AUGGACUCUAUCUCAGUAAAAAUUCUUUAAAAGCUUUAAUUAAAAAGUAAGUAGCUAAGUAUGGUACAGUUCUAUGAUCUACCAUCUACCAAUCUAUCUAUCUACCAUCAAUGAGGUAAACGAAUGAAAAAAAAUGCCAAAAAGGCAAAUCUGGUCCCAAAAGGAAGUGUGAAGCAUCACUUUGAAGAUUAUUGUCAGAGCACGUCGAUCCAUGGCAUUAAAUACCUAGGAGAGAAAAAUAGACCACUGGGUGAAAGGCUUUGGUGGUUGCUGGUUUUCCUCGUCUGCCUCCUCGGAAACGCCUACCUUAUAGCAAAAGUCUGGAAAAAGUGGAAUGAAUCUCCAGUGAUCGUGUCGUUUGCGGAGACGACGACCCCAGUCUGGCAGGUGCCUUUUCCAGCCAUCACCAUCUGCAGUGAACAGAAGUCAAGAGCAUCGAUUUUCAACUUCACAGAAGCCUACUAUAUGGUUUUGAACACGUCUGACGACUCGGCACCGGACGAUGAUCUGGUGACAAAAACUGGAAACGUCGUCUUGCUCUGUGAUGACCACGUCUUAGUGAACACAACUAAACAAAAACAGUUCACAGACGACUCCACUAUUGAAUUUCUCAAAGAGGUUUCACCUGGAUUGAAUGAUUCUCUUCUUGUAUGCAAAUGGAAAGGAGAACUGCGUGAAGAUUGUUCUCACAUUUUAAAAGCUGUGGUCACAGAAGAAGGAAUGUGUUUCUCGUUCAACAUGCUAUCCCCGCAGGAAUUGUUUCGUGGCAAUGGAAUUCCAUAUUAUGAAGAACACGACAGAUCAGCAAAUAAUAUGUGGGCUUUGGACGGCGGUUACUUUGAAGAUGCACCAUUAGAAACUUAUCCAGAAAGGGCUUUGUUCCCCGGAAGCAAAGCUGGUAUUACCUUUGUUUUUAAAGCGGAACCAGCGGAUUCGGAUUUUUUGUGUAGAGGACCAGUAGAGGGAUUUAAAGUAUUGCUGCACAAUCCUGCUGAAAUUCCAACAAUAGGUGAGCGUUACCUAAGAGUCCCAUUAAAGCAAGAGGUCAUAGUGGCAGUUCAACCGAAAAUCAUGACGACAAGCCAUGGACUGAGAACUUAUUCACCUCACGGUCGCCAAUGCUAUUUCUUUAAUGAAAGAUAUUUGCAGUUUUUCAAAAUAUACACACAACAAAAUUGUCAACUUGAGUGCUUAACCAAUUAUACAUUGAAAGAAUGUGGCUGUGUAGCAAUACAUAUGCCGAGAAACCCAGACACUAAGAUUUGUGGAUCUGGAAGCAAAAUUUGCAUGCAAAAUGCAAGCGCUGUAUUAAGGCUUUUUGAGAUAAAAUCAUCAUACGAAGGAGAAACCGGUCAGAAAAGUUGUGACUGCUUACCUGCAUGUACUUCACUGCAAUAUGACGCUGAGACUUCCCAAGCUGACUUUAACGCCUUUGCUGUUCUAGCUGCAUACAAGGAUAAUACAAGCGAAGUAGAAAUGAUGCAGUUUGCCCGAUUGACGGUGUUUUUUAAAGAUAUGCAAUUCACAACUAGUAAGAGGAGUGAACUGUUUGGACUUGUAGAUUUUAUGGCCAAUUGUGGAGGACUUCUAGGACUUUUCUGUGGAGUCAGUUUUUUGAGCUUGGUCGAGAUCAUUUACUACAUUACUUUGCGUUUCUGGAGCAACAUGAAAACUCUAAAGCAAGAAGAAGAACAAUUAGCAAAUUCAACCGAGGAUCAUGUUCCAGACAAAUUAAAAAAAUUCAUGGAUUAAUUAUUUAAGUUAAUAAUGAAUAAUUUAAUUAAUUCUAGAUUAUCUCAUACUGUGUUCAAUUUUAUUGCUGAUCUUUUGUUCUUUUUCUUUUGCCAAUAUUUUGCAACAUCUGGUGCUUAGAAUUGUAAAAUCAAUCAAACCUGCGAUUGUAA